Molecule: messenger RNA, 1486 nt
Organism: Notothenia coriiceps (black rockcod)
Lineage: Eukaryota; Metazoa; Chordata; Actinopteri; Perciformes; Nototheniidae
Exons: 7
Coding region: 208-1401 (397 amino acids)
Source: RefSeq, a predicted model, not a curated record
AAAUGUGUGUUGGAGCGCUAGCCAAUAGAAGCUCAAGUGUUACAUAGUGGUUGAUAAACUUUCAUAAAUUGACGAAAUGUAUCUGUUAACAUCUCUGAACAUUUUGGGAUAUAUGUAUUUUUUAUAAUUUUGCCAAGAUUAAGACAGCUCUGUGAAGUAAGGCAGCUGAAAGACGCGGUGCAGUGGAACCUCUUCCCCUCUGCAGACAUGAUUCUCGGCAUGAUAAAGGAAUACGGCACAUAUCCGGAGUACUGGGAGCAGAAAGUCGAAACAAACCAUGAGCUGGACAUGACCUCUCUGCCUGUCACCCGCAUCAAAAGACAUGCGCCGCUCAACACGUACAACAAGGAGUUCAUGAGAUUGAAACACGACAGACAACAGUCCAAGGACUUCAUUCAGGACAAUAUUAAAAAGGUGCAGGUGGAGAGUGAGCGCUUGCAGAAGCAGGAGGCGGCUGUGAUAAAGAUGGAUCAGUCUGCAGAAAGACCAACACACAACUACAGCAUCCAGACCUACAACUCCACUGAGCUAGAGAAGGAGCUGCUGCGCAAAGAAAUGGCUAUGGUGCCAGGGCGCAGGUUCACCUACAGCCAGCAGUACCAAAGUGCUACAGUAGAACAAGGAGAAGUCACUCUGAAGAAAGACUCAAACUCCACCGCUGCCGCCACACUUUGGCUCAGAAGUCUGAGCAGUGACAAGUCCACGAGACAUCCCAAACACCCAGAUGAGGCUCGAGUGGAGGAGCUGAGGAAGCCAUGGAGGGAGAACAUCCUUCAUGCCGACCUAUUAAAGCAGACACUUUCAAGGGACGUUUGGGGCUGGAGCCGGCGCUGUGAGGACUUCCACCUCCUCAGCAAACCUCCACCUGUGUUCACCCCGACAUCCAUUAACCUGGCAGGAGAGCGUCUCCAUCAGGAGCAGCUGGAGGCGGCUCGGACUCAGUACUGUCGCUGGAUGAAGAAACUGCUUCCUGAAGGCAGAAGUUACCCAGCAUGCAACAGCCACAUCCCAGAGUUCAAGUGUCUUAUUGGAGGAAACUCAGAGAGGAUUCAGGAAAUACUGAAGGAUGAGCCCGAUAGGUAUUCACUGAGGAAAGGCAUGGCGCUGAAGCCUUUCCCUGAACUCUCUGUGAUGAACCUGGACGACAGUAAAGAUGAGAGGAAGAGGAGAGGGGCUCUGGCUCCAGGACCCUGUGUGGACUGCAGCCUCAGCAGCAAACACAACGCCAUCGAGAGACACACCUCUCUGUACAACAAGUACCACUACAUGAGCUUCAAAAAGCAGCCUUCGUUUCUGUACAAGCGGACCGCCCUGCCUCUGACGGACAAGGAGAAGAGCAUCUUCACUUUUCAGAAGUAUGCACCCAGCAUGAAGACACAAACAUCAUCUGAGCAGCACUAAACUCUAAGAGCACUUUGAAUAAAACUCAUAUAAUUCCAUCUGAGGGGUUAUCCUUGAAGCCAUGGUUAAUAAAAUACAGUAACUA